Menidia menidia (Atlantic silverside) is the source of this 4399-nucleotide messenger RNA. The record is from the annotation of a GenBank genome assembly. NCBI's taxonomy places the organism in Eukaryota, Metazoa, Chordata, Actinopteri, Atheriniformes, Atherinopsidae.
UCCUUUUGGUUUUUUGAUUUUUUCUUUUUUUUUUUUUUUUAAUCUAAUGAUUAUUCCAAUGGUUUCGGUGGGAGGCUGGACUGCAGCAGCGGGCGGAGGUGACAUCACGCCUCUCCGCUGUUGACAAGCAGGCUGCUGCCCCUCCAUGGAUGCCCGCAGAUGACAGUGAGAGCACCGCGGCCAUUAGGCAAAUAGCGACCCGUCCCGGGUCUUGGGACAGUUUCCUGUCCAAGCGAUGCCGAAAGGAUUAUAUCUAAUCCCAACAGCUGGAAGGAGCGCCUCGUCUGUCCGCCGCCGAUCCCCUAAUAACAGCCAUCAGGCAUUCUGCGGACCGCUUUUUCUGCUAAUACAUAAUGGUGUCGCUGGUGGACAACAGUGAAAAACGAUCCAAAACAUUCGCCACACAUUUACAUGACACGGAGUAGGUUCAUGUUUUGCAGCCGAGAAUGGGUUGCAUCAGGGCCUUUCUGCAGAGAGCAAGAGGAAAGGUGAAGCUGGACCGGGUCCGGGAGCUGGGCCGGCAAUACCCGGUCUUCUGCUUUCUGCUGCUGCUCCUACUGCUGACCACUCUGCUUUUAAACAGAUAUAUUCACAUCAUCAUGGUGUUUUGGUCCUUCCUGGCUGGAGUGGUGACCUUCUACUGCUCUUUGGGGCCUGAUUCUCUACUGCCCAACGUCUUCGUCUCUAUUAAACCAAACACAAAGUCCUUCCAGCAGGAGCUAUUUCCACUGGGUCACAGCUGUACUGUGUGUGGAAAAAUCAAAUGCAAAAGGCACAGACCAACUUUGUUACUGGAAAACUAUCAACCAUGGCUGGACCUUAAAGUUCCCUCUAAAGUGGAUGUUUCUCUCUCAGAAAUUCUGGAACUUGUUCUGGAGAAUUUUGUGUAUCCUUGGUAUAGAGGCAUCACAGACGAUGAAGCAUUUGUCGACGAGCUUAGGGUGACACUACGGUUCUUUGCGGCUGUGUUGGUUCGCCGGAUCCAAAAGGUGGACGUGGCUUCACUCAUCACACGAAAGCUGCUUAAAGUUUCCAUGAAACACAUUGAGAUCAUUAGCAAAGCAAGGCAAAAAGUAAAAAACGCAGAGUACCUUCAACAAGCUGCCCUGGAGGAGUACGGACCUGAUCUCCACGUGGCCCUUCGGAGUCGCAGAGAUGAGCUCCUCUACCUCAGAAAGCUGACUGAGGUGCUCUUCCCCUACAUCUUACCGCCCAAGGCUACGGACUGCAGAUCUCUUACUCUCCUGAUAAGAGAAGUCUUGGCUGGUUCUGUCUUCCUUCCUUCAAUGGACUACUUGGCUGAUCCUGAUACAGUGAAUCAUUUAAUUUUGAUAUUCAUAGACAAUUCCCCUCCUGAGGAAGCCACAGAGCCCAUUUCAGCAUUGGUUCCGUUUCUCCAGAAGUACGCAGAUACUCGCAACAAAAAGGCCUCAGUGCUGAAGCUGGAGCUAAAGGAGAUCAGAGAGCAGCAAGACCUUCUUUUUCGUUUCAUGAACUUCCUGAAACAAGAGGGCGCCGUCCACGUGCUCCAGUUCUGUCUAGCGGUUGAGGAAUUCAACGACAGGAUUUUGUGCCCCGAGCUGUCGGACACAGAGAAGAUGAUGCUCCACGAGGAACUGAAUAAGAUUUACGAGACGUACUGCUUGGAUGAGAGUGUCGACAAGAUCCGUUUUGACCCCUUUAUAGUGGAAGAAAUACGGAACAUUGCUGUAGGCCCGUAUACAGAGGUGGUGAAACUGCAGACCAUGCGGUGCUUGUUUGAAGCCUAUGAGCACGUUCUGUCCCUCCUGGAGAACGUUUUCACCCCCAUGUUCUGUCAUAGUGACGAGUACUUUCGCCAGCUUCUGAGAGGAGCCGAGUCCCCUGCCAGGAAUUCCAAGAUGAGCAGAAAUAGCCUGAGUCUGGAUGAUAUAAGUUCCUGGGACUGGAGCCCUGAGUCCCUGUCCUCACUCUUCAGCGUCUCUGGCAGCUCCUCACCUGCAUCCUUUAACUCCCUCCAUGCCCAGUCCACGUUCACAAACUUCCCAUAUGGCUCGCUAUCCCACCGCCACUCAUCGCCCAAGAGCUCUUCAAAGAGAGGAGAGUCCUUUGGGAUCAGCCGCAUUGGCAGUAAGAUCAAAGGAGUGUUCAAGAGCACCACCAUGGAGGGAGCCAUGCUGCCAUCCUAUGGGCUGGUAGAGGGAGAGGAUGAUAUGGUGGAGGAAGCCAUGAUGGUGCUUGAGGAUGACUCCCCCAUGGAGGCAGCCUCUACCCCGAGCACCCCUCGAAACCUCUCAGCUUGGAGCAUCACCAUCCCGUACAUUGAUUUCUAUGAUGAUGAUAUAAAGAGGGAGAGAAUUCCCGUGUUCUGUAUCGACGUGGAGCGUAAUGACCGGAAGGCAGUGGGACAUGAGACUGAGCACUGGUCUGUGUACAGACGAUAUCUGGAGUUUUAUGUCCUUGAGUCAAAGCUCACUGAGUUUCAUGGCUCCUUCCCAGAUGCACAGUUACCUUCUAAGAGGAUAAUCGGCCCAAAGAAUUAUGAGUUUCUAAGAUCCAAGCGGGAGGAGUUUCAGGGCUACCUUCAGAACCUUCUGCAGCAUCCUGAGCUGAGCAACAGCCAGCUGUUGGCUGACUUCCUGUCUCCCUAUAGCAUGGAGUCUCAGUUCCUGGACAAGAUGUUACCUGAUGUGAAUCUUGGGAAAAUCAUUAAGUCAGUGCCCAGCAAACUGAUAAAAGAGAAAGGGCAACAUCUAGAGCCUUUCAUCCAGUCGUACUUCAACUCCUGUGAAUCUCCUAAACCAAAACCCAGCCGCCCUGAGCUCACGAUCCUGAGCCCCACCUCAGAGAAUGAUAAAAAGCUCUUCAAUGACCUCUUCAAAAACAAUGCCAACCGAUCAGAGAUGACAGAGAAGAGACACAAUCAGAACUACUUCAUGGAAAUGAUCACUGUUGAAGGGGUGUAUGACUACUUAAUGUAUGUGGGCCGUGUUGUCUUUCAUAUUCCUGACUGGCUGCACCACCUUCUCAUGGGUGGUAGGAUCCUGUUUAAAAACACCCUGGAGGCUUACACAGAUCAUUACCUUCAGCACAAAUUGAACCAGGUGGUCCAGGAGCACCGGCUGGUCUCUCUCAUCACCCUGCUUCGAGAUACAGUUUUCUGCGAGAGCAGCCUGCCCCGCUCUGCCCCGGACAAACAGAGCAGGGCAAAGAGGACCUUCGAUGAGAUGAUGCGCUAUAUUCCAGAUUUAUUGACGAAGUGCAUCGGGGAAGAGGCCAAGUUUGAAGGGGUACGCCUUCUCUUUGAUGGAUUGCAGCAGCCGGUUCUCAACAAACAGCUGACAUAUGUGUUACUGGACAUAGUGAUUCAGGAACUUUUUCCAGAGCUGAACAAGCAGGUACAGAAAGAGACUUCUCUGGUGGCUUCAUGGAUGUGAUGGCUUCGUUUUUUUUAUUUGAGCUAAGAUUCAGGUCUGAAAUGAACUCAUCCUUUAAGCCCUGAUGUUAUCAUGUGCCUUGGGUUAUCCAAGUAUGUCAUUUCACACCUGGAAUUAUGAAUGAGUCUGCAUUCAUCUUGACUGGCCACGUGACCCGGUCCGGCUGCACAACCUUUUUUGCCAAUAAUCUGCAUUGCACAAAGUCAGUUGUGGACAUUACACUGUUUUUUUUGUCGUAAAUUUAUUCUAUUUAUUGAUUUCAAUUUCAAUUUAUUUAUUGACCAGGAAAAUCUCUUUAUAUGGCAAAUAUGCUAUCAAAAUUGGAUCAAACUACAUUACAUGAUAUAAACUUUUGAAAACUGCCCAUCGAUGUCCUUUAUUUUUUUAUUAAAGACCUUGCUUAUACGACCAGAAUUAUUCUCCUCUCUGGUAUUGAUAUUUGAGGCAAAGAGUGAAAUAAAGCUCCCUGGGUCAACAAGUCAGACAGAUAUCUUCUGAUACAUCCACCUCAACUUUAAAUAAUCAGAGCGCUAUGGCAAAGAUAACUUUUAGAAAAAUUAUUCCAGAGGAUGCUGCUUCAUAGUGGCCUAGAGAAAUUUUUUGUUUACACUGUUAAACGGGCAACAUGCACCCCAUGUCCUCCAUAUUAUCUCAAAGUUUUGCUUAUGCAUCUUGUGUGUUUAUUCAUGUACUCAGACCUGUCAACUUGGACUUUUGUCACCCAAGUUUCAUAUUAAUUCCAGGUGUAAAUAUGAUCUUACAGUAACUGAUCCAGAUGGUUGCUGUUGCAAAAGAGGGAAAUAAAGAUUCCUCCUGUUAAAUUUGUGUGUAAUUGAUUUGUAAAAUAAGUAUCCUAAUAUAAAAAUAUUUACAAUAUAGAUCAAUGCUAAGAGAAAGUGCAGCUAACAGUGUAAUAGUGUGCUUGUGUUUUAACAACUGCUGUUGACUGGUGUAUUAAAACCUAAAAGGAAGCUUUAAGACUC